ACUACAAGAAAGGCGGGAACUCGUGAUUGAUAAACAGUUAUGCUUUAACUGUUUUGGCAGGCAUUCUGCUUAUUCAUGUCAAAGCUCAAAAAGAUGUUGAGAAUGCAAUGGGAAGCAUCAUACGAUGAUUCACAUUCCAGAUCAAAAGAAAUUCCAACGCUCAUCCAAGCUCACAAUUAGAUAUCAUCAGUGGAGCGUAUCAUUAUGGACAGCUCUUUAAAGAAUGUUAUGUUCAAGGCACUCACUCAUCACCAACAGCUCUCAAUACCAUUUUUGGCUGGGUUAUCAUCGGUCCUUUCAAAGUCCCAUCAUCUCAACCAAGUUACAAUUAUCAUCUCUCAAUUGAUCAUCAACUCACCGAUCUACAUGAACUUCUCAAAAGGUUUUAGGUACAACAGACCACUCAAUACUAAAAACUCACUUUCACCAGCUGAAUUGGAAUGUGAAAAUCAAUUUCAAGCUACUCAUUCUCAUGACUCAUCAGGAAGAUAUAUCAUUUGGCUACCACUCAAACUCUUUAUCAAGUCUUCUUGGCGACUUAAAUAUCAUUGCUGAACGAUGUCUUCAAUCAUUACUUAGGCGAAUCUCAAAAAAUCAAUCUCUGCACGAUAUGUAUCACUCAUUUCUACAAGAAUAUGAGCACCUCAAUCAUAUGACUCAUGCUCAAUCAACAAACUCAUCAUCACCAAUCUACUACCUACCUCAUCAUGGAAUUCUCAGAGAACAAAGUACAACAACCAAAUUAAGGGUUGUUUUCAAUGGAUCAUCGGUAACCGGCUCAGGGAUUUCACUCAACGACAUUUUACACACUGGGGCGAAACUUCAGAAGGACAUCUCAGAUAUAUUGCUCUGGACCAGGAAGUUCAGAUUCAUCUUCUCAACUGAUAUCACAAAGAUGUUUCGCCAAAUCAAAUUUCAUCCACUUUAUUGGGAUUUACAACGAAUCUUGUGCGUAAACAAGGAUCAAGAAGAGGUACCAUAUCAACUCACCACAGUCAGCUACGGUACAAAAUCAGCACCAUUUUUAUCAGUCAGAGCAAUUCUACAACUCACUGAGGACGUAGGUCAUGAUUUUCUUCUAGCGGUACGAGUUAUCAAAUAUGGAAGAUAUGUGGAUGACAUUUACGGAGGAUCGGAUCAAUUAGAUGAAAUCAUUCUCAUAGCUCAACAAGUGAAAGGUCUUGUCAAUCGCGGUCGAUGCUCACUGGCAAAGUGGCAAAGUAAUCAUCCAGAAUUAAUCAACCUCACUUCACCAAAGACAUCUCUGAAAAAACUUACUCGUUUGAAGACAACAUCACAAAGGUACUUGAUCUCUAAUGGUGUACUCAAAAUGAUUGUUUCAAAUUCACCACUCAACCAUCAUUUCAAUCAUCGAAACGGAUGGAUCUCAAAAAGGAUCAUAUUAUCAGAAGUGGUUCAACUAUUUGAUCCUCUAGGAUUUCUUUCACCUUUCACUGUUCGUGCCAAGAUGUUAUUACAGGAGCUCUGACUUAAAAAGGUCGAAUGGGAUGACUCACUAUCAGAAUCAACUAUAAAAAAAUAGCUCAAAUUCAAAGAGGAAUUUUCUCAACUCUCAUCAAUCUCAAUACCAAGGUGACUUAAUCUCACUCCUUCAUCAAUGGUAGAACUCCAUGGCUUUUCGGAUGCAUCUCAUCUAGCAAUGGCGGCGGUAAUUUUCAUCAAGGUUACUAUCUCAGGACUCGAACCAUAACUCAAUCUCAUCUGUGCAAAAACCAAGGUUGGAACUCUCGGCAGGGCAAUUUUUAACUCGUCUCAUGGCUUACACUCAACGGACGCUGGAUUUAUCUCAUGCAUCAAUUUUUAUGUGGACGGACUCACAGGGAUUCAAAGUCAACCCUUAAAAUGGAAGGAUUAUGUACAGAACAGGGUCUCAUUCAUACAAGAUCAUUUACCUCAUGUUCAAUGGCGGUUUUUCAAAGGAACAGAAAAUACAGCGGAUUGUGCAUCUCGGGGAUUGGCAAUCUAUAAACUCAGGGAUCAUAUUUUUUGGUAGAAUGGACCACCAUGGUUAAAGGAGUCAUCGGAUCAUUGGCCAUCCCCUAAGGUUAAGGAAAAUUACUCUUGUCAGCUCAACUUGAAGAGCGGCUAGGACUCCCUCAGGGUAUAUCAACAGAUCCUCAUUCUCACCUGUGGAACAUCAAUUUGCAUCAGGGUCAUCAAUCAUCUCAAGCAAAUUCCACAAUCACAACUUGGAUAUCCUAUCACUCCUGGCAAUCAUGGCAACACACAAAUACACUUACAAAAUCAGGACGCGCGCAACACACACAACCAACGCGCUGCGUGUACGCACAUUUAGCAUUCUCAUAGCAAUCAACCGAAAAAGUCGUUCUCACCAUCAUUUUGCAGUAAGCGAGCAUUAAUCUCAAAAACAAUAAACUUAAACAUUUAUCACGGUAUAUCUCAUUAUCGGAUCAUUCUGAUUCUUUUCGGUGUUCUCAAUUUUAUUAAAUAACGUUUCGGCAACUUUCAAAACAAUUAAACUUUUGUGCUUGACCUUAGCGUGGUCACGCCAUUUUUGUUCAUUGUAUACUACAUUUGUAAUUCAAAAUAAAGUGUGGAAAUUAAA
This is a messenger RNA of Leptopilina boulardi, 2587 nucleotides long. RefSeq lists its product as uncharacterized. NCBI's taxonomy places the organism in Eukaryota, Metazoa, Arthropoda, Insecta, Hymenoptera, Figitidae. The transcript is spliced from 2 exons. The coding region runs from base 473 to 1489 and encodes 338 amino acids. The record is from RefSeq and is a predicted model, not a curated record.